GUGGCAUGUGUGUUAAUUUUGAAUGAAUCUUAUAUAGCUGGAUAUCUUGAGGCUACAAUUAAACAUGAGCAUUGUUCAUUACGUGCUUUCCACAUCGAAUAGAUUAGAUAACUAACAAGACAGUAAAUAUAUAAUUAGUUUAUCAUUUGAUGCAUACUUCACUGUUAAAUAGAAGGUUCCUACUUGUCUUAUUCUGUAAAUAUUGCAAUUUCCUUGUUUCUAAGUUGGGUUUCUCCUGGUCACUAACAUUGCUACCAGUUUAGACAUCUAGAACAGUAAGGAUACCUACUACAGUUUAACAGUAUAAUUUAAAUUGUGGAGAACAUGAAAGAUCACUUACAAGAAGAAGAAACUACUUGAAUGGGCUAAGAUUCUGGUGUUAGAAAUUGGGGGAAGCACAUCUUAGUUUAUAGAUGUAAUAAAGUUGCAAAUUUGUUUGUCAGCUGUUGGGAUAUGUUAAUGGGAGUUGAUCAUUCAACAGCUUUUGGUUUGGGGAAUUACCUGAUAUAUAUGUUAUAUAAUAUAUAUAGAGAGAGAUUUUUAUGAAUUACUUUUAAAGUUUUCUGUAAUAUCUCUAGUACCACACAUGUACAUAAAUCUGAGAGUACAUUUGGGAGAGGAGGGGCAAGGGAAGAACAUUGCAGGAAAAAAAUCUUCUAAUAUAUGACUUUAUAUCAGAACAUUGUAGUACCUUCUUAAAUUACCAGUAGCAAGUUUAUUCUAUAAACUUCCUACAGCAAGUAUAUUCAUUAAGGAUGAUAUUUUUAUUCUGUACCAAAUGCCUUGGAACUCUUUGAAUCUGUGUUACACUAUAUAUGUUUUGUGCUAUGAAAAACUGAUCAAUGGUUCCCUGUUGUUUUUCCCUGUGCAGUAAUACAAAGGAUUGGCCUGGGAAAUGAGGAACCUCUGUUACUAGUUCUUUUAGUGAACUGGAUUUGCAAGCUAACCACUGAACUUUUCAGCUUCUCCACAUUUAGAAGUAGGGUGAUAUUCAAAAGUAUCACAGGAUAGUAGGUUUGUACUUAACUGAAGGACAAUAUCACAGGAAGCAGCUGUAAAUUACUUGCCUCAAACAACUGUUGCCGCAGGUCCCAACUUUGUUCUCACUGUGGAAUUAGUUCAUAGCAUCGUUUGGCCAGAUACUGGGAUCCGUACCCAUAGCCGGGAACCUCUAAAUGGACAAUGGUGACUACAGGUGACAUUGACUGAUCUAGCGUUUGCGUUGGGUACUGCUGUGUUGGGAAGCCUGGUGAGAUCAGGGCGGUUACUCAGGCUGGUGGAAUUUGUGUUCAAGCAUCAUCUGUAGUAGUUUUAAAGCAAAAAUCAAAGUAAUUCAAGUAUUGGUUCUCUGAAAAAAAUGCAAUUUAACUAGACGUUGCCCCCCUCCUCCAGUGUGACGUUGUUUUCCUCUCACCCCACAAUCUCUUUGUCUUUUAGCGUGUGUUUUUUUGCAUGUCAGUAGGCGGAUCGCUGCAAGCCAGAUGAUGGGGUCCAGGUCUAUAUGUUUCGGUUUGCCCAAGAAGUUCCUGUGACCUUUCCUUUGAAUGUAAUGCACACGUACUGGCGUUCAGUGCUGUGUUUUUGAUAGUGUCUGUGUAGCUUCUAUUGGAGCCUCUUUGACACGGAAUGAGAGCUGCAGUAGAAUUCAUAUGUGUAGAGUGAUCUUGCUGUGUGACCAUUUGUUUCCCACUUUGUGGUCUGGUUUGUAUUUUGUUUGUUUUUUGCCUGUGUUUUACUUUUAAUUAGGGUGAUGGGGUUGUGGAUCUGAUAUGAUAUUAAUGAGUGCUGAGAUUGCAUAGCAAUACAUAGGGUUGCCAUGAUAAGAUUACAUCGCAAAAAAAUCAAUAGAAGCUUGGCCUGUAACUAGUUCUUAUUACAGUAUAAACAGAGUUCAGUAGUGAAGUCCAAAACUCUGUUUCUUCAUAAAAGCUAGUGUAAUAUUUGCAGACUUAUUUGCAUAUGGUUUCAGCUCAUGUUAUUGGUAGUGAAUAACUUCCUUGAUAAAUAACCUUAAAUUGCUUGCCUAUUAUUUAUUUUAAAAAACCAAAUCUUUAAAACCUGCCUUUUUGUAUGUAGCAAUUUUAAUGCACAAAAAUGCUUUGUUUCAGUUGACCCAUUCCGGUACAGUUACUCAGCCGAGGCUCUUGGGCAUAAGUCGGUAAUGCAUACGAUUUAUUUAGCCUUGCGUAUUGUGGCAACCCUAUAUGCACAAUAACAACUUAGAGAAAGUUUUUAUUACACUUUGUGGAUGGAUCGAACUGCAUAGCUCUGGCUUUUCUUUUGCUGACAUUUGCUUUUCCUUACCCCACAGGAUACCCGCUCACUAUGUCUAUCCACAGGCUUUCAUGCAACCCGGGGUUGUGAUCCCCCACGUGCAGCCCGCGGCCGCUGCCAGCCCUUACAUCGACUACACGGGCACUGCGUACGCGCAGUACUCCGCAGCCACAGCAGCUGCUGCCGCCGCCGCCUACGAACAAUAUCCAUACGCCGCGUCCCCAGCCGCAGCCGCAGCUGCAGGAUACGUCACCGCCGCUGGGUACAGUUAUGCAGUCCAGCAGCCCAUGCCCAGCCAAGGUCCUGGGGCAGCAGCGGCUGCAGCCUUCAGUCAGUACCAACCACAGCAGCUGCAGACCGAUCGCAUGCAAUAACAAUAGGAGUUUUUUUUUAUUUAAAAAAAACUACAAAAGUGCACACUACUUUUAGAAUCAGGAAAUCAUAUAUAUUCCAGAAACUCCAACCAGUACCAUCUGCAGCAUGCAAUAAUAACGGACGCAAAACAAACAAAAAGUUCACUACUUUCUGAUUGUGAAAACAAAAUCCCAUCGCAGCGUUUUGAUUCCUACCAACAACUGCGCUGCACACUGUCACACCACACAAAACAAAUCCUUGAAACAGCAGAAAACGUGUUGUGUUUACUAGCAGGAGAAACGUAAGAUGCAAGUCCACAGCCUUCAACCAGCCUGCAACAUUAUGCAUUAAUCACGGGACGUAACAUAGUGUAAUUGCCUUAUGCAAACCUUUUCUGCAUUCAGGGAGAACGCCGCAAUAUUUUCAGCUUUCAGGCCCUGUCACAACUGCAGGAGCUGCAUGCAAUAAUACUGGGACAUGCAAUAAUGAUAAUAAAUAAAUGAAAUGUGCACAUCAGGGUUUAGUGAAAUACAGAGACAAUUCUGCAUUACGGUAACAACUACCUUUUGAAUUUCAAAGCACUGAAUGUUAAUCUCAUUUUUUUAAAAAAAAGUCUGACCUAUGCAAAGUAUUUCAGAGAUAUUUGAUAUCUGUUGAGGGCUUCGAACAAUCAAGCUUAUGACCAUGUGGGGGUGAUGGACAGGUACCGAAUUUAUUUUCUCCACCCCCCCCCCCCCUUCUCUGCAUGAGUGGAACUUGGAGCGAGCAAGUGAUCUGGAAUUAAUGGGCAGAACAGCUGUGUGGACAAUCGACAAGGCAGACCGUUCUGGAAAUACACAUCACUUGUGCUUGUUUGAUGACCUGUCACAUUUUAAUCCCCAUCCUGUUUCACUUUUGGGAAACUUUAACUGCUGCUGUCAGCUAUUUGGAUUCUGAAAUAGAAUCAGCCCCUGACAAUAACAGUCUCCUCUUUCUGUUUUAUUGCAUCUGUCCAUGAUUGUUGAUUUGGAAGCAAAAAGAAACAAAAUAGUGAAUUUUAAAUAGUCAUUGGUUUAAACUGUGCCUUAUAAAAAAUAUUGUUAAACUAUUUUAAAAUUAUUUAUUGUAAAGGUUUUUACAACGCUGCGCACUGUAGAAGGGAACUUAAGUGCGGAACUAUAUAUGUGUUCAGCUCAUUGCAGAUAAAUUAUUAAGUAGGUAUUAGUUUAUAAUGUUAAACCAUAUCAGAAUAUGCAACCAAAAAUGUUGACUUCAGUUUAUUUAAAAUAUUUCUAUCUGACGCACUAUUCAAUGGUAUCGUUAUUUUGACAGUUGUCAAUUUUAGGAUGUUAAAUUAAUAUUUACUCUUUAGACUUUUUCCAAAUGUUAUAAGCUGUACACAGACAGACCUCUGGCGUUCGGAAUUUAGAGAUGACUAACUUUUUGCAUUUAUGUUGAAAUAUUUUAAACCAUUAUUCUGCUUGCUAGAAAGUUGCAAUUGCUGCUCUGUAGCCUGUUUUAACCCUCGAGUGCUUGCUGACAUCAUGUUUUUAUCCUAUAUCUGCAAGCAGGAUAAAUAAUGUAAAUGUAGUUUUUUAUAUAUAUAUACUUGAAGGAAAAAAAAUCUAAGAUUUUCUUACAAGGGAAAGACAACCAAGGAUUUUAGAGACUUUUUUUCAUGUCACUGGACUAAUUUAAAGUAUUCAGGCAAAUGGAGCCAGUGUUAUUCAAAUAAUUAUGUAAAGUCCUGUUGGUAUUACAUUUCUAUAACAAUGUAAACUGAUUUAUAGUAACUCCAUCUUCUAAUAAAUACACUGACUUUUUUUUAAAAUCAUUCAAAACUGGAAGUACUGGUAUUUGUUUUGACAAAUGGUUUACAUUAAACUUGUUUUUAUUUGAAUUGA
Callorhinchus milii (elephant shark) is the source of this 4511-nucleotide messenger RNA. Its product is annotated as RNA-binding protein 24-like. NCBI's taxonomy places the organism in Eukaryota, Metazoa, Chordata, Chondrichthyes, Chimaeriformes, Callorhinchidae. The record is from RefSeq and is a predicted model, not a curated record. The coding region runs from base 2205 to 2648 and encodes 147 amino acids. The transcript has a single exon.